ACCAAACACUUGAAUUCAAUGCACAUGCGCUUUCCCACUGUCUUUUUAGCUUCACUUUCACUUUAACCAACCAGUACUAUAUCAAAAACAAACAUUAUUUCUAGUACUCUACUCACCACAUAGUCUUAUUCACAAAAAAAAAAAAAACACACUCAAUUUGCUUACAUUGUAUUCUCAGCAAAUGAGAUUCACAAUUUUGUUUGAACAAAUGAGAUUCUCAGCGGUGUAUUUUGUCUUAUUAUUAUUGGUGUUAGUAGAAGUAGCAACAUGUUCCACAUUUUUCACCAGAGAGCAAAAGCUAUUAGAAUUCAACCACAAACUUGAUCAAAAACUAGCAUCAUCACCUACUUCUUCACAAACAAAGAUGAGUAAUAGGGUGUUGUACCCGAGUGAAUAUGGUGGAGACCCAACAGGAUCAGAAGAGAGUAGUGAUGCCAUUAUGAAAGCUGUGGAAGAUGCUUUUAAGUUGCAAAAGGGUAUUGAAUUAGUAGCAGGGGUGAAUGAUUUGGGAGGUGUUGUUAUUGAUUUGGGAGGUGGAGACUAUAAAAUCAGUAAACCAAUUACCUUUUCUCCAGGUGGUGGCAAUAUUGUGGUAAAAGGAGGAACCUUGAGAGCAUCUGAUACUUUUCCUGGUGACCGACAUCUAAUUGAGCUGUGGUCAUCAAAUUCCAAGAAACUUGACACAACAGAAUCUAAGCAAGGUGGUAGCUUCAAUGAUAUUAAAGCACAAAACAAUGGAAUUUACUAUGAAGACAUAACUUUCAGGGACAUCCUCUUUGAUUCAAGCUAUAGAGGAGGAGGAAUUUUCAUCGUCGAUUCUGCUAGAAUCCGGAUCAACAACUGCUUCUUCCUGCAUUUCACAACACAGGGAAUUCUAGUACAGCAAGGACAUGAGACAUUCAUAUCAAGUUGUUUUCUUGGACAACACUCAACAGUCGGUGGAGACAAAGGUGAGAAGGGUUAUUCAGGUGUCGCUAUUGAUCUUGCUAGUAACGAUAAUGCAGUCACAGAUGUUGCGAUUUUCUCGGCAGCUGUUGGUAUUGUGUUAAGGGGUCAAGCUAACAUUCUAUCCGGUGUGCAUUGUUAUAACAAGGCGGCAUGGUUUGGAGGUAUAGGUAUCUUAGUGAAAUUGGCUGGUAAUUCUUUAACUAGAAUUGACAACUGUUAUAUGGAUUAUACUGGUAUAGUAAUGGAAGACCCUGUUCAAGUUCAUGUUACUAAUGGUUUAUUUCUUGGGGAUGCUAAUAUUUUAGUAAAAUCCGUCAAAGGUCAAAUUUUGGGUUUAAAUAUAGUUGAUAAUAUGUUCAGUGGUGAUCCUAAUAAGAAGGUUCCAAUUGUAAAUCUAGAUGGGGAAUUUAGUAAUGUUGAUCAAGUGGUGAUUGAUAGAAACAAUGUGAAUGGUAUGAGCUUGAGAUCAACGGUUGCGAAGUUAACUGUGACCGGUAACGGCACGAAGUGGGAGGCUGAUUUUUCAUCAGUUUUGGUAUUUCCUAACAGGAUUAGUCAUGUUCAAUAUUCAUUUUUUGCUCAAGAGGAGCCAAAAUUUGUAGCACAUUCUGUGACCAAUGUGUCAGAUAAUGUUGUAGUUGUGGAGAGUGAGAAAGAAGCUAAAGGUUUGGUCUUCUUCAGUGUUGAACAAUAAGUAAGAAGCUAGGGUAAAUGUUCAUUAAUGUAUUUAAAGAGUUCUGUUUAAAUAAUAUUUUGAUUCACUAGUAUAGCUUAUUGCUGCAGAAAUUGAAUUUCUGAUAAGUAGGAACAUGACCUGUAAUCACAAAAAAGCUGUCGUGUUUAUCAUACAAAACAUAACAGCGAGCCAGUGAUAGACUGUAUAAAUUCAAAUCCUACUUAA
This is a messenger RNA of Trifolium pratense (red clover), 1849 nucleotides long. RefSeq names its product polygalacturonase QRT3. Lineage: Eukaryota; Viridiplantae; Streptophyta; Magnoliopsida; Fabales; Fabaceae. Bases 182 to 1642 code for a protein of 486 amino acids. The record is from RefSeq and is a predicted model, not a curated record. The transcript has 3 exons. Gene Ontology annotation, molecular function: polygalacturonase activity.